UGUAUGGAUAUUUACAGACAAUAUCAACGAAUCAACGACCAAUAUCACUUGAUUUACCUUCAAAAGUUACUCAUACACUAUCUAAAAAUACCCUUAAUUUCUUAAAACAACUAUUAUUAUCAAAAACCGAUCUGGGUCAUUUGAUCAUUAAUCAUCUUAUGAUACGCGAUGCUCAAGAAAAACCCUCUUCAAAUACAGAUUUUUCACAUUCAGACAGCCUAGGCGGUGGCGAUAGUAUUAGUCGCAACAAUGAAACACUACAAGGUCUCUAUGUGCAGUGCAUUAAUACUGUUUUAGACCAUAUUGAAAAAACGACUAUCAAACAACAGGAGAAAUUAGAACAGUUUUCAAAACUUUUAGGUUAUUACGAUCCACAGCCAUAUUGGAAUUAUUUACAGUUAAGACAGUUAUUUACUCGAUUGUUAGAAACCAGCGGACAAGAUAACAGUCCGUUAUCUAAAGAUACGAUCGUAUCUCUAUUAAUAGGUCGAAAAAAUAAUUAUUUAAUUGACGAGUUUUGUAAAUUAGAAUAUGAAUUACUUUCAACUAAGGCCUGUGAGACGAAUAAUGGAGAGACUGCCGGAAUAUCAGAAGAGGAAAAAUGUAUUAUAUAUGUAUGUUGUGAACAGGAUAGAGAGAAUAGAUGGCGGAAUAUGUUUUUGUUGUCCACCAAGAAGCAGAAACAUUUUCUAGAAAUGAUUUUAGAUACAGCACUGAAUCUUGUAAAAGCAGAGAAAUUCUCUUUAUUAGAGAAAUUAUUGAGUCAAGAAGAAUUAAAACCUUUAAAACCGAUGGUGUUGUUAAUAGGAUGGUCAUAUUGUUCUUCUUGUAAUAUAGCUAGACAAUUACUCUCUAUCUUGUGGAAUGAACAGGAUGACUGUAAUCAUACAGCAUUAACAGCCAGUUGUAAAAGAUUAUCUUAUCAAAUAGAUUUAAUACAAUGGUGUUUAGAAAAAGCCAAACCAUUAAUUGAGUCCAGUAGUAAUACAUCGAUGGCUUCACAUGAACGAGCUACCAACAUGCUUCAGAAUCUGUCCACACAUUCAGUGUUAUUUGUUUUACAUCAAUCUACGAGAAUAUCAGCUCUUAAUCCUGACGAAGUUUUACGAUUAUUACAGAAUACAAGUCAUACUGAGAAUCCAGAUAAUCGUAAGAAAACUGUCCGAUUUCAAGACGAAAAAACUAAGACGUCCAGCCAUCUUGAUAAUGAGCCAAUCAGCAUCGAACAACAAUGUGAUAUUUCCAUAUUUAGAAGUUUUUGUGCUAUAAAAAACACCAUGGAUAUUUUAGCUUUUUGUUCGGAAUAUUUUGAACAUGAACUUAUGAACCCUGUUUGUAUUAAAAAUUCUUUACGACCGAAGCAUUUAACGAGAGCCUUUAGUAUGGAAGAAGGGGUUAGUAGCAGCAGUGAUGGUGAGGAUUGGUUAUCGAGUUCACAAACUGACCAAUCAUUGAUGUCCGAUAAUACGAACAAUUUUGAAAAGUUGUACGAAAUGAACGUGACGAAGAAACUAAUUGCAACUAAAAUUCAUCUCAAACAACUUCAUCCACUUCAGUUACGUGUAGAAACUUUAGAAAAUAUUUUAUCGUUAUUAUUUGUAACACACGAAGAUUUUAAUAGUGAUUAUGUCCAAGACCCUGAUAGCGGCGACGAAGAAGGAGAAGUGGGGAGUAAACGGAACAGCGGCGAAAAUAUGUCAUUGAAUUCUGAGGAAGAAACGCCACAAAUCGGGAAAAAAACGAAUUUCUCACGUUCUACCCAGAAAGCAAACCCUGAUCCUGCAUCAUCUAGUCAAAGUUUUCCAGUUAGCGCCGGGUAUGAUGAACCAUUUGAGGACAGAGUGCAGACAUCACAAUCUUUGCAUCAGUCUGUCUCUAUCCCGCAAAACCAAUUAGUAGACAUCAAAACCACACCCACUAAAAAACUUUCUUCAACUUUGACUUCAUUACGUAGAAUGAGUUCGUUGAAUAAAUCAAGUGAAUUGAGCUCAAGUCUGACCUCAGGUAACAUGAAAAUAGGGUUUUUAGCAAAUGAAUACAUUAUCCGAGAUAUAUUGGCCAUGCUCAAAGACAGUCUCCUGGAUUUGAAUACUGUGAGAUUUAAGUUAAGUGGUAAAGAUGGCGAUAUCAAGGAUGGAAAAGCAAAUGAUUUAACGAUGGAUCCUGCGCUAGAAAAAUUACUCGUACAGCAUGUAAAAUCGAGUAUUACAUCAGAAACUCUUCAGCAGCGAAUUACACGUUUGACUCAAUUGAUCCACGAAGCUCAAUGGCGUUUUCAGUUAGUUUGUCAUGAGCAAGUUCCUCGACAACCGGGAAUAUUAUUACAGAAGCCUGUCAUUUGUACAGACAACGAGACGAGUAUUCUUUUGUCAAAUUCAAGUUUGAGAAGAAGUCGUUCAAAAAGCCCACGAAAGGAAGUAAUUGGUACAAUUUCAUCAGACGAUGAUAAUGUGUUUGGUACAGGCAGUGUUAAAAAAACUGGUAGAAAUAACGUAGAUUCACGACGAGCACAACCAACCUCUCUUUCAUCUGUAGCGUCACGUACACCUGGUAUAAUACCACUGAUGUUAUCAUCACCUGAUUCACUCUUAUCCAUGUGUCUUAGUAAAGGAAAUUUUGGUCAAGCCACUCAAGUUAUCAAGCUUUUUAAAUUAGAAAAAAAGGAUGAUACAGCAGAAGUAUCUUUCUCAGAUUCUUUCAAGAAAGCAGCCGGCAGUUUAAGUUCAUUAGUGGAGAAUCCAGGCAAGGCAGCUCCAUCUUCCUCUCGUCCAGGCAAAUUGAGUAUCAAAGCUUUGGGAAGUGUUGCUGCGGCUGGAAUGGCAUCUGCUACUUUAACCAAUAUCACAGAUGAUCUUUUGUCUGUACAUAAUAUUCCACAAUUACCAAAACCAAAUUUACCCAAAUCAAACAAAAUGUUAAUAUUCUUUACGGAGGUUCACGUGACGAUCGCCAUUUUAGUAGAUUUGCUUCUUACUUCCUGUAAAACGUGGGAACUGUGCAAUAAAAUGUUGGACGUCAUCAAAUCUAAAAUGAACGUGAAGAACAUAUCCGAUCUAAACAAUGACCAUCAAAAUACGGAAACUGUGGUGAUAGGAUGUCAGACAUAUUUAUCCGAACUUCAAAAACUUUUGGAACUAUCCGUGGAUCAGGAUACACACAUGGCCUAUACUGAAUCUGAGAAUGCCAAACGAUUGACAGUGCCAAGACUAAGUUUUGUGAAUAUGUUACUCAGUGCUUCUACUCCCGUCACGGCAGAAAGACUUAAAAACUUUAUCGGUGUUAAAGAGGAGAUUAAACAUUUACUCAAUCGGGUCGUCGGCGUUAUAUCUGAGAUGAAACAAUCUGGUUCGGAGGAUGUUAGUUUUGAUGAUAGUUUACCAUCCCCAUCCUCUCCUGCCCCAUCCCCAAGUCCGUCACCCUCUCCCCAUCUCUCCCCUCUUGGCAGCGUAUCAUCAAGAUCGAGUUUUAGAAUUGAACCACCUGUUAUGCAUACUGUAAUGAAACAGUUAAUAGCUAGUAUGGAGAAAUAUGUACCUACAGGUGGAAUGGUACGCAUGUUAAAAAGAUCAAGAAGUGGUAUUGUUACACCCAAUAGAAAUUAUUUAUUAAGUUUAUACGACCAUGUUAAGGAACUGGCUUUUCUUGUUGCACAAAGUGAAACUAAAGCACAAGAAUCAAUAGUAUUACCCAAGAACUAUUUCCGAAUGUUACAGGAAGGGCCAAUACUAAUAUUAGGUCGACUCAUGUUCAAUAAAAAACUACAACCUGCCAAAUUGGAGAAGGUGGCAGCAAAAUUGAGCUUAAAUUUAACUCACAUUAUUGUACAUAGUUGUUGUCCGAGAAUUCCUAGUAAACAGGUGCUACCUAUAUUAGCAGAUAAAAAACACCCAGGGUAUAAAGAGGAUAGGACAAAGAUUAUAUAUAAUGAUGGUGAACCUACUAAAAUGUUGUCUGGUCUAAAUGCUGAAAAACUUAUACAAGAAAUACUGUCAAAUAUUAUAUUCAAAAUGAAAGAAACUGCCAAAAAAUGCAAUGCCAAAGAAAUUUUUGAUGUUACGUGUGCCAAAUUAUUUGUACAAGAACCUGGAUAUGAAGAAUUGUUUUCGACGACCCAAGAGUUGCAAUUGGUGGAUUUAAACGAACUAAAAUCAUCAGAUGAAAAGACAAGUUUCUUUAUAAACCUUCACAAUCUCAUGACGAUUCACGUUCAUCUUGAUUACAUAGAAUAUCGUUUACACAAACAGAAAAUGUUAGAGAAUGAAGAAAGUCGACCAGUUUCAUACAGUGAUGAGGAAGUAUUUACGAUGUCUAGUUUAGAUCAUCUUGUACACAGACAACAAUUCGCUUAUAAAGUGGGACAACUGGGUGUUGUUAGUUUAAGUGAUAUACAACACAUUAUUUAUCAACAGAAAUGUCAGCCUAUUUUCAAAGCCAAUGACAUCGUCGUUCUGAGAUUUGGUAUGAGUUGUCAUGAUCCAUGGUGUAUAUAUAGUCCACCAAUAGAUGAUAGAUUUAUAUUUUUACAAAUUGAUGGAUGUGUAUCAUCACCAUUUCUACAGGUUGUAUAUUCCGAAACAUUAAGUAAUCAACUACAGAUAACAAUGAAAGAAUACAUCAAUCAAACUGUAUCUGUUGAUGUUGAUCAAAAUCAGGUUACAGUAAGUCAGUAUAUUUAUAUUUUCACUAGGUAA
This is a messenger RNA of Patella vulgata (common limpet), 4691 nucleotides long. RefSeq names its product zinc finger FYVE domain-containing protein 26. Gene Ontology annotation, cellular component: midbody; lysosomal membrane; centrosome. Gene Ontology annotation, biological process: double-strand break repair via homologous recombination; regulation of cytokinesis; mitotic cytokinesis. The record is from RefSeq and is a predicted model, not a curated record. NCBI's taxonomy places the organism in Eukaryota, Metazoa, Mollusca, Gastropoda, Patellidae. The coding region runs from base 159 to 4691 and encodes 1510 amino acids. Gene Ontology annotation, molecular function: phosphatidylinositol-3-phosphate binding. The transcript has 17 exons.